GUGUCUAUUCUAUAACUGGUCUAAGGCUGCAACACACUACUGUAGCGUCAAUCUGUCACAGUAGAUUUCACUCUUAUUAUUAAUAUAAGAGUUUGAUCAUUUAUGAUCCUAGUUUCUUAUUAAUGCUUGAAAUGAAUUCAAAUAUCACGUUAAUAUCAGAAUCGAAGCAGUAUUUUCAUAUAAAUAUUUCUGUAAAAAAUGCGAUAUCGAUAGCAAAUAUUCUUUCGAUAUCGACAAAAGUCUUUCGACAUACGAUAAUAUCGGAAAUAUCGAUAUUCAUUGAUAUCGAUAAUAUCGGAACAUCCCUAACUGUGUCGUGGUGUGGUGAGGUUAUGUCAAAUUUUUGACGGUAUUCUUAUUAUUAUUGCAUCGUUCAUUAUUAAUUUGUGCUUUAGAUAGAAUAGCAGUCAACGAUUUAUUUAUCCAGUAUGGCAGGAGAAGUUGUUGUUGAUGCUCUUCCUUACAUUGACCAGGGCUAUGAUGAACCCGGUGUCCGAGAAGCAGCUAUGGCAAUGGUUGAAGAGGAAACGAGAAGGUACAGGCCAACUAAAAAUUAUCUAGAACACCUGCCGCCGUUAAACUUGAAUUCCUUUGAGACUGAAAUGAUGCGAAACGAAUUUGAAAGGAUGCAGCAACGUUUACCAAUGGAUGUACUGAGUAUGAAGCGUUACGAGCUCCCUCCUCCUCCUGCUGGUAAAAUGACUGACUUGGCCGCCUGGAACGAGUGUGUGGAGAAUUCAAUGGCUCAGCUAGAACACCAGGCUACCAGGAUAUCUAAUUUGGAUCUGAUGUUGGAGUUUGGUUGUGAAGCUUGGAAAUCCUAUUUGGAGCUCCUUGUCAAAUGCGUCUCUCAAGCACAAAAACAAGUUCAGGCCUUGAGGAAAGAAAUACAAGAAAUCAAUUGGCAGAGGAAGAACAUGCAGAUGCAAGGUGGCGAAAAACUGAAGAAAUUGGAAGCUAUGUGGGUGGGUCUAGUCAGUAAAAACUAUGAAAUCGAGCAGGCUUGCGUACAACUCGAGAAAGAAAUCGCCGAGAAUGGAAUUGAUUAAUCUCAUUUUUUUGAAAUUAAAAUUAUACAAUUAAGACUUGAAAUGUAAGUUUUUCAAUUUACAGUAUUUCAUAGGAUUUUUAAGAAAACCAUUUUCUAAGUAGGAAGGACAUUCUUGUCAACAAUGCAAUUAAAAUAAAAAAAAAAUGAAUAUGUAA
Nilaparvata lugens (brown planthopper) is the source of this 1206-nucleotide messenger RNA. It is a transcript of the gene BCAS2, whose product is annotated as pre-mRNA-splicing factor SPF27. Lineage: Eukaryota; Metazoa; Arthropoda; Insecta; Hemiptera; Delphacidae. The record is from RefSeq and is a predicted model, not a curated record. The coding region runs from base 429 to 1049 and encodes 206 amino acids. The transcript is spliced from 5 exons. Gene Ontology annotation, biological process: mRNA processing. Gene Ontology annotation, cellular component: Prp19 complex; precatalytic spliceosome; catalytic step 2 spliceosome.